Messenger RNA from Aphidius gifuensis, 1775 nucleotides. RefSeq names its product broad-complex core protein-like. NCBI's taxonomy places the organism in Eukaryota, Metazoa, Arthropoda, Insecta, Hymenoptera, Braconidae. Gene Ontology annotation, molecular function: protein binding; DNA binding. The record is from RefSeq and is a predicted model, not a curated record. Gene Ontology annotation, biological process: regulation of transcription by RNA polymerase II. Bases 90 to 1775 code for a protein of 561 amino acids. Gene Ontology annotation, cellular component: nucleus. The transcript is spliced from 3 exons.
GAUUAUUCGCGCAUGGUGUAGAAGGUCGGGUUGUUUUGAUCAUAUUAUUUAAUCUUGGAACUGCGCAUCGUAUGAUAUCAUAGAUCAAAAUGUCUUAUCCAAAGCAACAGCAAGAAUUUUGCCUGAGAUGGAACAACCAUCAAGUAAAUCUCCUCAAUGUAUUCAAAGAAAUACUAGAUAAUUGUUCAUUUUCUGAUGUAACAUUAGUGACUGAAGAUGGACCAACAUUUAUAAGAUGUCACAAAGUUGUACUAGCAUCAUGCUCUGAUUAUUUUGCAUCAUUAUUUAUUCAUCUUCCAUCACAUGAAAGUCAUCCAUUUAUUGUAUUAAAAGAUAUACAACAUAAAGAAAUGAAAGCUCUUGUUGAAUAUAUGUAUCAAGGUGAAGUUUAUGUUGCACAAGAUCAAUUGCCAUUAUUAUUACGUAUUGCUGAAAUAUUGCAAAUUAAAGGUUUAACUGAUGAAUCAAAAUUAAAAAAAAAUAAUAAUAAACAACAGCAACAACAACAGCAACAACAACAACAACCACAACAACAACAACAAUCUCCACGUUCACCAAGAUCACCAAGAUCAUCACGAUCAACAAGAUCACCACCACCAUCAAUAAGCACAAGUACAAAUAUAAGUGGAUAUCAAAAUUCAAGUAUACCAAAUGGUUAUACAUCACCACCAUUAUGUACAAGCUCAUCAUAUUAUCCAUUUAAUUCAAGUAAUAGAUCACCACGUUUACCAAGAAAUUUAUCACCAAGAACCAUUGAAAAUUCAUUAAUGUACAAUAAUUUAUUAAUACUACCAUCAGAUUUACUUCAACAACAUCAUCAAUUACAACAGCAACAACAACAGCUAGCUGAACAACAUGCAUUAGCUCAAUCUAUUGCAGCAAGAAGUACACCAAUAUUUCCAGGAUAUGAAAAUAGUGAAAAUAAAAUGAGAAAACAAAUGAGUUUAUUGGGUAUGAAUAGAGAUACACCAAUAUUACGUACUGUAUUAGGACAAGGACAUGCUGAUAGUUCACAAAGUAGUGGUAUAAUACAUGCUGAUAAUAAUGAUACAUCAUAUCGUAGUCCAAGUAAUGGAUCAGCAAACGAUACUCAUGAUGAUAUUAGAAGUAGUACUGAACAUUCACAUACCUAUAAUAAUACAAGUCCACAAACAAGUGAUCACAGUUUAUUAGAAGAAGAUGAUAAAAAACCAAUUAAUUUACCUGGACCAAAUCCAAAAAAAGGUGGAAAACAAGAAUGGAAACGUUAUAAACAAUAUUCACGUAAAAAUAUAUCAGAUGCUAUUGAAGCUGUACGUAGUGGUAUGAGUGCAUUAAAAGCAGCAACAUUAUUUCAUGUACCAUCACGUACACUUUAUGAUAAAGUUAAAAAACUUGGUAUAUCAACACCUCGUCCAUUUCGUCGUAAUGGAAAUUUAAAUAAUAGCAUUGGUAAUAAUAGUAGCAGUGCAUGUUUUCCAUAUGGUAUGGGUGGUAAUGCAAAUGGAAGUAUUUAUGCAUCAAUGAAUAGUGGUAAUGAUUCAACAACAAAUAUUAUUGAUAAUCCAACAGCAUUAUUAGAAACAACAUAUUCACAAAUUCGUGAAAAUUCAACUGAACGUGAUACUGUUAGUAUGAGUCCAAAUAAUCAUCAAACAAAUGAUAAUGAUAUUGAUGAUAAUGAUCAAGUUGAAGAUUUAUCAAUAACAAGAAAAUCUGAUGUUAGAGUUAUCAUGCAAACACCAACAAUUAAAGAAGAAAUUAUUAAUAUUCCAGAAGAUUUUAGUCGUCGUUGA